Molecule: messenger RNA, 907 nt
Organism: Linum trigynum
Lineage: Eukaryota; Viridiplantae; Streptophyta; Magnoliopsida; Malpighiales; Linaceae
Source: the annotation of a GenBank genome assembly
UCCACCGCCGCUUCUCCAUUUCUUCGCCGACCCAAAUCCAAAUCCCCUCUUGUUACAUGCUCUGCACUAUACUUCUGUUUUUUAGGCUUGGACCAGAGCUUACCAUACCCCAUUAAACAAUCCAACAUGGAAAGAUCCACAAGGAUGAGAGCAAUUCCAGGACGGUGGGAGGAGAAUCCACCCCAUCUCGUUACUUCCCCUUCUCUCAUGAAUUUCCAGCAUCCAUUCUCGACGCUUCUUUCUCCUUCUACCUCUUGCCCACGAACCCGAUUGACGAUUCCGUCGAGAUCAGCAUUUUCGACUCCACCAAGUACUUCAACGGCGAGGAUGACAAUCCCAAACUCCGAAAUAGAGUAUCUCUUGUUGUUGGUAAUGGUAAUAACUCCGGUAUCGUCGUUUCCGAUCCGCCCAGAUUCUCGACCGCUUCCUAGUCGGUGGAUGGGUAUGGAUACGCCAGCCGGAGACCAAGCCGGGUUGUUCCACGCCACGCCACAACUUCAUCGGAAGCAAACUGGAAUAGCCAGACCGGCUAUGGCCGAACCCGCCGGGAGAGAGAGGAAGGGAGCGAGCAGCGGGGGAGAGAGAGGAAGGGAUGGAGCCAUUGAAGUUGUUGGAGUGGAGGCUGAGGUGGCGGAGCUGGGCGAGUGGCUGGAGGAAGAGCAAAUGAUGCUGCGGCAGUCGCAAGGGGCGAGUGGGAUGGAAGGGUCCCAGCCGUCCAGGGCACCAAGUGGGUCGUGGAGGGCGAGCUUGAAGGCGGUCAAGGCUUGGAACUCGACGGUGGGGACGACGACGGUGGUGUCGACUGCGAGGAGGAGAAGGGGAGGAUAAAGUGGAGGCGGCGGAAAAAAAUGAAAUUAGGGUUUGGAUGGGCUUUGGGGAUUUUGGAUAAUAAGAGGGCUUCAAUUUU